AGCGGCGCACCGUUGGGUUGUUGGUACCACGUCUGUUUCUGUGUUGUAAAGGAAGCUCUUCCGUUAAAUAUGUCUUAUUAACGGGUUAACUCUGUAGUUUGGAGAAAGGAGAGAUAAAUUACACGCCGGUUGGAGAAAUGGAGGCUGUGAGUAAGUGGACCCCGCAACAAGUGGUGGACUGGAUGAAAGGUCUGGAUGACAGCCUGCAGCAGUACAUCCCGUCCUUCCAGGGGCAGCAGGUGGACGGGGAGAAGCUGCUCAGGAUGUCCCACCAGGAGCUGCUGUCUCUGGGCAUGUCACGGGUCGGACACCAGGAGCUGGUGCUGGAGGCCGUGGAUCUGCUCUGCGCACUGAACUACGGUGUGGAAAAGGACAACCUGAAGACUCUGGUGGGGAAGAUGAGAGCAGCGCAUCACAACCUGAACAGCGCAGUGUCGCAGCGCAGGAAGAACCCUGCCUAUCACAGCAAAAUCUCUCAUCAGCCCUCCAAUGAGUUCCUGACUGCCGUGGUUGAGCUGAUUGGAGCUGCCAAGAGCCUGCUGGCCUGGCUGGACAGGACUCCUCUGACGAGCGCCAACGACUUCACCUCUACCAAAAGCAGAAUCAUCCAGCUGUGUCUGGAGCUCACCUCCACCGUCCAGAAGGACUGCACUGUUUAUGAGAUAGAGGAGAAGAUUCUGGAAGUGUCCCGAGCCUUGAACGGCGUAUGCGAGAAGACAGUCCAGGCAACCUCUGACCCCUCAAAGAGUGAGAUGUCCUGCCUGGAGGAGGUGCACAUCACCAACGUCAAGCCUGGGGAGGGACUGGGUAUUUACAUCAAAUCCACCUACGACGGGCUUCACGUCAUCACGGGAACAACAGAGAAUUCUCCUGCAGACAAAACCCAAAGGAUUCACGCUGGAGAUGAAGUCAUUCAGGUCAACAAACAGACAGUGGUGGGCUGGCAGUUGAAGCACCUGGUGGAAAAGCUGAGGGCGGAGUCAGGAGGCAUUGCGCUGAUGUUGAAGAAGAGGCCGUCUGGAAUGUGUGGCGGCUUUGCACCCGCUCCGCUGAAAAACCUGCGCUGGAGGCCGCCGCUUGUACAGACGUCUCAGGGAGCUCCGGGUCUCUACAGAUCUCGACAGCCAGAAACCUCAGACGCUCCUGGGAAGAGAGGGAAAACAACCAUAUUGGAUUUGUACGUCCCUCCUCCCCCUGCAGCACCUUACAUAGCACUAGACGGGAACACCAACGUGUCUCCAGGUGUGAAAUUGAGACCAAGGUCUCCAAAUUCAUGUCUGGACGUGGAUGCACGGCGACGCUUCACUGUUACAGACGACUACAGGACUCCUGUCAGCCCCCCACGUGAAGUCAACCAACCAAACCCUGUGUGCCUUCGACAGCGCUCGUCCACACGCUGUAAACCUCGACCUGUCUCCAUGCCAGUGGAGUCGUUUUCAGCCGACCCGUUCUCCAGACCCGGGGCUCAGGGAAGGAAAGGGCAGGACAUCCUGCACAGAUAUCUGAGUAACGAGGGAAUCAGCACCAUCACAGAGGAGGAGCCAUGUUACCCUCUGCCGUACCGAGGACACCCGUCUGUCCGAGGAGUCGACCACAUCAGAGGCAGCCAGUGCUUCAUCAAUGCCAAUCUGCACAACAGCGCCACCAUUCCUUACCAGGAAGCAGCAUCCAAGAAGUCUGCUGCCUCCACCUCUGCUGCUGUCUCCCCUCCUAUGGCUGUAACAAAACAGUCGACAUCGCUGCUCGGAGGCUGGCUGGCUCGUCUCAGGCUGCUCAGCCACUCUUCCUCCCAUGCUGAGCAUCAUUCUGCUGCAAAGACGCCUCACUGCUGGACAUCCAGCCUGAAGCAGACUCCAGGCUCGACUGCAGACAUGAGUCGGCGGCGGGUCUCGGUCAAAGAUCUGGGGGUGGUGGACUGUCAGGGCUGGCUUCUCCGAAAGAAGGAGGGCCGCAGCUUCCUGGUAAGCAAAUGGAGGAGAUACUGGUUCAUCCUGAAGAAGACUUCUCUGUAUUGGUAUACCGACAAGAUGGCAGAGAAAGCAGAAGGAUUCAUCAACCUGUCCGGCUUCACCAUCGAACAGGCCAAACAGUGCCGGAAGAAACAUGCCAUGACAGCCAGUCAUCCACUGGUUGUGACUAUUUUCAUCGCUGCAGAGAGCUUCACAGACAUGAAUAAAUGGAUCAGUAAGCUGUCAGAGGCGGCCGAGCUGUGUGAAAUGAUCAACACUGAAGAGUGCUACAGCGAGGACAGCGAUCAGGACGGUGACGAGUGUGUGUCGACCUGUUCUUUAAACUCUGAGCAGGAAGCAGCUGCAAAUGGGGACGUUCUUCAGCCUCUCUGUGAGUCUUCAGCCUCUGCCUCAGUUCCACCCACUACAACGGACGCUGAAAGCAGGAGAAGAAGCACCUCAGAGGGUGCAGCUUUGAGUAGAAACAGAAGACAAAGAAGAGGGCCCUCAGAAGGCGGUAAGCGCCUGUCCUGGCUGGAUCUCCCUGGGCCUGAUGGAGCUGGUGGAGGGGCGUCCCUCCCUGUGCUGCAAGUCACAAAAGAAACAGAAGAGAAGGUCGUCCACGAGAAGCCACCCGAUGAGAUGGAGAGUCUCUACAACCACCUGAAGGCAGCCAGCUUGUCUCCAACUGGACAGUCCAGUCAGAGGGACUUCAGAGCGUCCUUCAUCAGACGAUGUCAGAACGAAAAGCUCAACGAAAAGCUUCACCUGCUCCGGAUCCUCCGCAGCACGCUGAAGGCCAAAGAGUCGGAGCUGCUGGCGGUGGAGCAGAUCCUGACCGACCCCACACUCACGGCACCCACAUACAGGAAGUGGAGGACCUCUAACCCCGUCCUGCUGCAGGAGAUCACUCACCGCUACCAGGCAGCAGGCGGCACUGCAGAGCUGAGGCCUCAGGCCGCUGUCACGCCAAGUUAAACACUGCUUUACGUGAGUGUUUUCAGGUUUUCCUUCAAGUCACACGUGUGACAUGGAGCAGGUGACUGCAGGUGACUGUGGUGGAGCUCACUGGGUGCCGAACAUGUCGCAAGUGACUGUUAAUGUUUUCACUGUAAUGUGAUUUCCAUCGAGACGGCUGUAGCAGAAAGCACAUUUAUGAGUACAUUUACCCAAGUACUGCGCUUAAGUACAAUGCUACAUACUUGUACUUGAUUUUUUCCAAGUUAUGCUACUUUAUACUUCUACUCCACUACAGUUUGGAGGCAAAUAUUGUACCUUUACUUUGCUAUAUUUAUUUGAUAUAUGACUCUGCAAAAUAAGUACUUUUACUUUUGUACUCUAAGUAUAUUUUGAUGCUAAUACUUUUGUCUUUUUAAGUAUGAGUUUGAAUGCAGGACUUUUAAUUAUAAGAGUAUUUCUACACUGUAAUAUUGAUACUUCUACUUAAAUAAAUGACGUGAGUGCUUAUUUCCAUACCAUCUGUCUGGGAAAACAGUUGUGUAAAUGCAGUAUUUUAUAAGUUCACAGUGACACCUAUUGUAUUAACAUUUAUUAAAAGUUUGUUCUGUUUGCUUUCUUAACAUCUUUUCACCAAAUGAUCAGGAUCUCCAGCAAAUUAAAAGAUAUCCUGACAUGAUGAAGUACUGAAGCUGUUUAAGUCGACAUGAAUCCAUCACAGCUGAUCUGUAGAGAAACAUCGCCCUCCUUUGACUCUAAUCAGUAAAACCAUGUCCCAUAAACAGAUGGUUUGGUAGCUAACAUUUAUAAACAAAUGUUUAACUGCUUUCUUUCUAAUAGUAUAAUGAAAAUGUGGAAGAACGUGCAAUAAAAACUACAUUAGCAUAAAAA
Epinephelus lanceolatus (giant grouper) is the source of this 3797-nucleotide messenger RNA. The record is from RefSeq and is a predicted model, not a curated record. NCBI's taxonomy places the organism in Eukaryota, Metazoa, Chordata, Actinopteri, Perciformes, Serranidae.